Messenger RNA from Hibiscus syriacus, 2431 nucleotides. RefSeq names its product TBC1 domain family member 17-like. Gene Ontology annotation, molecular function: GTPase activator activity. Gene Ontology annotation, biological process: activation of GTPase activity. Bases 52 to 2103 code for a protein of 683 amino acids. The transcript has 16 exons. Lineage: Eukaryota; Viridiplantae; Streptophyta; Magnoliopsida; Malvales; Malvaceae. The record is from RefSeq and is a predicted model, not a curated record.
CCCAAAAAAAUUCAACUCUCUUAAACUAACAAAAACAAAAUUCAGUAAAAUAUGCAACAAGCAGAGCUUCACGACUUAUCAGACGACGCCGAUUACGCCGCCUCUCAACAAGGAUCGACGAGUAUGAUGAGUUGCGACAGUGGGAAAUUGAGCUCAUCGAGUGACACGGAGGGAGCUGAAAUCGUUUAUUUGAAGGAUAAUGUUGCAGUUCACCCUACUCAGUUUACCUCUGAAAGGAUUAGUGGAAGAUUAAAUUUAAUUAAGCAAGGAUCUUCUCUUUUCAUGACAUGGAUUCCAUACAAAGGGCUAAGUAUGAAUGCGAAACUGUUGGAGAAAGAUAGAAAUCUUUAUACAAUAAGGGCAGUGCCGUUUGCUGAUGUGAGGUCUAUUAAAAGACACACUCCGGCUAUUGGGUGGCAGUACAUUAUUGUUGUUCUUUCAUCUGGACUUGCAUUUCCUCCCCUUUACUUCUAUAAUGGAGGAGUUCGAGAGUUCCUUACUACAGUAAAACAACAUGUUUUUCUUGUGAGGUCAGUAGAUAAUGCAAAUGUAUUUCUUCUGAAUGACUUCCAAAAUCCUCUUCAGCGAACUUUGUCCUCUUUGGAGCUUCCCAGGGUAGUUUCCAUUGCAAGUGUGCCAUCAACACCUGGUUUAGAGAGGGAGUCUACUUCACAUGAAAAUCACGAGAGCACAGAUACGGCAGUCAGUGAUGGAAGUGCCAGUAUUCCUCAUUAUAAUGGAAGGCGGAAGCAAAAGUUUCGUGAUCCUGCUCGGGACAUUUCAAUUCAAGUUUUGGAGAAAUUUUCUCUUGUAACAAGGCUUGCCCGAGAAACCACUUCGCAGCUAUUCCGGGAGACCCACAGCAACGGUUUUGAUCCUCUUGAGAGGAGAAAAUCUAACCAGUCUCCCCUUAAUUAUAGUCACGAACCAUCUGAUGAUGCUAGCAAAGUUGCCUUUGAAAACCCUGUUGAUCCAGGUCCUCUUGAGAAAGUCCCAUAUAGGAAACACGGUCAUGAUGAUGAAGCUGCCACCAAUGUGGGGACUUUUGAGCUAAUCAGUUAUAAGGAGUUUGAAAAACUCUCACUAGUUUGGGGAAAGCCCCGACAACCACCAUUGGGGUUGGAAGAGUGGGCUACAUUCUUGGAUUCAGAAGGGCGAGUGGAGGAUUCAAAAGUUUUAAGAAAAAGAAUAUUUUACGGAGGAGUUGAGCACAAAUUGCGGAAAGAGGUCUGGGCAAUAUUAUUGGGAUACUAUUCAUACGAAUCAACGUAUGCAGAGAGGAAUGAUCAGAGAUCUGUCAAAAAGACAGAAUAUGAGACUAUAAAAAGCCAGUGGCAGAGUAUCUCUCCUGGACAGGCAAAAAGGUUUACAAAGUUCAGAGAGAGGAAAGGCCUUAUAGAGAAAGAUGUGGUAAGGACGGACAGGUCACUCUCUUUCUAUGAUGGGGAUGACAAUGCAAAUGUGCGUCUUUUACGUGAUAUUCUGUUGACCUACUCUUUCUACAACUUUGAUCUUGGUUACUGUCAGGGUAUGAACGAUUUGCUAUCCCCAAUUUUGUUUGUAAUGGAGGAUGAGUCGGAAUCAUUUUGGUGUUUUGUGGCAUUGAUGGAACGUCUCAGUCCCAAUUUUAACCGUGACCAAAAUGGCAUGCACUCUCAGCUUUUUGCACUAUCUAAGCUGGUGGAGAUGUUAGACAACCCAUUGCAUAACUAUUUCAAGCAGAAUGACUGCCUGAAUUAUUUCUUCUGUUUCCGCUGGAUACUGAUACAGUUUAAAAGGGAACUUGAGUACGAGAAAACAAUGCGACUGUGGGAAGUAUUGUGGACACAUUAUUUGUCGGAGCACUUCCAUCUGUACGUGUGCAUAGCUAUUUUGAAACGCUAUCAUGGCAAGAUAAUCGGGGAGGAAAUGGAUUUUGACACCCUUUUGAAGUUCAUAAAUGAACUGAGUGGUCGGAUUGACCUUGAUGCAACCUUGAGGGAUGCAGAGGCUUUAUGCAUAUGUGCCGGCGAGAAUGGAGCUGCUUGCAUACCUCCAGGAACUCCACCCUCAUUGCCUGAUGACACUGGUUUACUCUGUUCUCAACAUGAUGAAGUAUUGUAAAAUCAUACAUACAUGCAUACAUAUAAGAUCUGAAUUCACUAUUUUUUUUUUGGUAUUAAAACAAGCUCCCCACUGCUCUUUUAAGUUGGUCUUUUCCCUUGAAAGGCAGCCUAUCAGUUUUUUUUAUCCCCCUCCCGCCCCAGCAAUGUACACAUUAUUUUGAUUAUUUUGUGCAUUUGCUGCGUUUUCCCCCAUAUUUUGGUUUUUUUAUUUUAAUAUUAUUCAUGUAGCAUUUUGAGCUCUACUAAAAGAAAUUUGAAGUUGUACGCUGUACCAAGGUUUUGUAGCACCGUUAUUCAUACCCCGUUAAUAGUUGAAUUAUAUAUCC